UUAUUUUCCCUCAAAACAAACAAAAACCCAAACCCCAAAUCACUUUCCCAGAAAAAUAACCAUCCAAAUGGAGAGCAACCAGCAGCCCCCACAGUCCUCCCCCUACCCUCCUCAGCCACCUUACCACCACCUCCUCCAACAGCAACAACAACAGCUCCAGAUGUUCUGGAACUACCAGCGCCAAGAAAUCGAACAAGUCAACGACUUCAAAAACCACCAGCUCCCACUCGCCCGCAUCAAGAAGAUCAUGAAGGCCGACGAGGACGUCCGCAUGAUCUCCGCCGAGGCUCCGAUCCUCUUCGCCAAGGCCUGCGAGCUCUUCAUCCUCGAGCUCACAAUCCGGUCGUGGCUUCACGCCGAGGAGAACAAGCGCCGGACCCUCCAGAAGAACGACAUCGCGGCGGCGAUUACCCGGACCGAUAUCUUCGAUUUCUUGGUGGACAUUGUGCCAAGAGACGAGAUCAAGGACGAGGCGGGGUUGGGGAUGGUGGGUUCGACGGCCAGUGGGGUGCCGUAUUAUUAUCCGCCGAUGGGUCAUCCGGCGCCGCCGGGGGUGAUGAUGGGUCGACCGGCGAUGGAUCCGGGGAUGUACGUGCAACCGCCGUCGCAGGCGUGGCAGUCGGUGUGGCAGACGGCGGCGGAGGAUGGGUCGUAUGGGAGUGGAGGGAGCAAUGGGCAGGGGAAUCUCGACGGGCAAAGUUAGACGGCUCAUCUGCAGAUGCUUAUCGUGCUGAGUGGCACAAUGGAAGACUCAAGUUUGUUAUUGGUACUUGGAGUUCUUAAUUAUUAAUUACAAAAUUGGUAAUGCACUUAGAGUGCUAUUAUAUGUGAAAGGCUUUGCUAUAAUGAUUUGAUAAUGUUAGAAACCGAUAAAAACUUGAUUGUGUGCAGUUACAAGAUGCUUCUGUGAUUCAUCUUAUGAUAAUUUAUGUGCAGUUCUAACUUUUAA
Molecule: messenger RNA, 949 nt
Organism: Cornus florida
Lineage: Eukaryota; Viridiplantae; Streptophyta; Magnoliopsida; Cornales; Cornaceae
Product: nuclear transcription factor Y subunit C-1-like
Exons: 2
Coding region: 68-703 (211 amino acids)
Biological process (GO): regulation of DNA-templated transcription
Cellular component (GO): nucleus
Molecular function (GO): DNA binding; protein heterodimerization activity; DNA-binding transcription activator activity, RNA polymerase II-specific
Source: RefSeq, a predicted model, not a curated record